AUGUGUCGUUGUCGAGACAAGUGCCUUGCACUCCAGGUGCAAGCUAAGUCCAAUACACGCACACUAAGUGAAACUGCGCUGCCACACUUUUCCAUGGCAUUCGAGCAAUGCCAUGUCUAUAAGGUUCGAGGGCCUUGCAAGGGUCUUACACUAGGUACCAGUUAUGAUCUUAUAGCCACUCCUAACAAGUAUAACACAUGCCAUAUUGUGAUAGGUAGUGGUGUUACACCAUGA
Messenger RNA from Prunus armeniaca (apricot), 234 nucleotides. The record is from the annotation of a GenBank genome assembly. Lineage: Eukaryota; Viridiplantae; Streptophyta; Magnoliopsida; Rosales; Rosaceae.